AUGGCGGGCGAGGCGGGGGGCGGCGAGUUCCGGGCGGAGCGCGGCCACGUGGAGACGGAGCUGGAGGCGCUCACCAAGACGAUGAACGGCCUGCAGCUGUUCAAGGACAAGGACCUGAUGCGGGAGUGGGUGAUGGCAUGCGAGGAUUCCAAAAAGCAGCUCGAUGGUUUGAGGUACUUUCGCCGGAUGCUGUGCGAAGAUCACAACCCCCACGUGCAGCACAUCAUUCAGUUGGGCUUGGUGCCGUACUUCGUCAAAUACCUGAAGCAGGGCACCGCGGAGAUACAGGUGGAAGCCGCAUGGGCCCUGACGAACGUGAGCGCGGGGACGGCGGAGGAGACCGAGGCGGUGGUGGAGCAGGGGGCGAUACCAGCGCUCGUGGACAUCAUGAGGAAGGACAAGGGGAGCCUGAAGGAACAGGCGAUUUGGGCUGUCGGGAAUAUCGCCGCUGAGAGGCAGUUCAGAGACGUCCUCAUCGAGAAGGGCGCGCUGCGACUGUUGCUAGGGACCCUGCAGGAUGACAGCGCCAGUCUUUCCACCGUGCGGAUUGGCACGUGGGCAUUGGCCAAUUUCUGCAGGACCAGGUUCUACGGUGGCGACACUGAGGAACUCGCCAACACUGUGAUCCAAGUGUCUGCCAACCUGUUGAGGCAGAGAGACAGGGACAUCCUAGCAGACGCUGUUUGGGCCCUGUCGUCCAUCGCAGAAUGGCAGGAUAAUUACGUCAGCAGGAUCAUAGCAGCAGGUGCCAUUCCCCACCUGGUCAAGCACCUUGGGAACCGAUCCCCAUCGGUGGUGCACCCCACAUUGCGCUGCCUGUCGUCUGUCGCAUUGGGGCCUGAGUCCAGCGCCGCCGAGGUGGUGGCCUGUGGCGCCCUGCCCCGCCUGAAGCGGCUCCUCAUGGGCCAUCAGAAAAAGAGGGUGUUGGGGAACGCAUGCUUGGUGCUGGCCAACCUGGUGGCCAGCGGGUGGUCCACCUGCCAGGGGGUGAUCGAUGUAGGCAUCAUGCCGCUUGUCAUGGACGUCCUCAGGAGCAGCAUCUAUGAGGUCAAGUGCAAGGCUGCCUUUGUUGUGAUCAACGCCUUCACCACGAGCUCCAUGCCAUACCAGGGCGUCGUCCAGCUCUCCAACGACGGCUGCAUCGAGGCGCUGUGCGCGUUCCUGACGUGGGAGCAGCGCAGCACCGUGGCCGCCGCCCUGACCGCCCUGGGCACAGCCCUGGCCAUGGGCGAGCUGGGCCGGCUGAACAACGGCGGCGGCGCCGGCGGCGCCGUACUGAUGAACGAGUCGUACGAGAUGAGCGAGAAGGCGCACAAGAAGCGCGUGCGAGCCAGGGGAUACCACGGGCGGUCGAACCGGGUCGCGUGCCAGGUGUCCGCGGCGGGCGGCCGGGAGACGCUGCGGCAGCUCACGGAGCACGAGUGCCAGGAGGUGGCCUCGCUGGCCAGGGACCUGCUGGGGAGGUACUUCCAGGUGGAUGACGUGGGGUCCGAUUUGGAUGAGGCGCACGGGGCCAUGGAGGACGGACUGGAGGGAGACGAAUUGGAGGACGGAGAGGAUGCAUUGAGCGAGCUUGCGGCGAAUGGUCAUGGCACCGAGGCGGACCCCGCACAGGAGCUGCAAGACAUGCUGGAGGACUGGUCGGUCAAUGAUCGGAGUCCGGUAAAGCCAGCGAUAACAUGCGCCAAAUAG
This is a messenger RNA of Ostreobium quekettii, 1692 nucleotides long. NCBI's taxonomy places the organism in Eukaryota, Viridiplantae, Chlorophyta, Ulvophyceae, Bryopsidales, Ostreobiaceae. The record is from the annotation of a GenBank genome assembly.